Messenger RNA from Perognathus longimembris pacificus (Pacific pocket mouse), 1941 nucleotides. RefSeq names its product repetin (gene Rptn). Gene Ontology annotation, molecular function: transition metal ion binding; calcium ion binding. The record is from RefSeq and is a predicted model, not a curated record. The transcript has 2 exons. Gene Ontology annotation, cellular component: cornified envelope. NCBI's taxonomy places the organism in Eukaryota, Metazoa, Chordata, Mammalia, Rodentia, Heteromyidae. The coding region runs from base 1 to 1941 and encodes 646 amino acids.
AUGGCUCACCUUCUAGACAGCAUACUCACUGUGACCAAGGUGUUUCAAAACUAUGCCAAAGAGAAUGGGGACUGUACUUCACUGUGCAAGAAGGAGUUGAAGCACCUGCUCUUGACUGAAUUCGGAGACAUCCUCCGGAGACCAGAAGACCCAGAGACUGUGGAAAUCAUUAUGGACCUCUUAGACAGAGACAGAAAUGGAUACGUUGAUUUUCAAGAGUAUCUUUUAUUGGUGUUCCGAUUGGUUCAAGCUUGCCAUCUUAAGCUGGAUAAGUCAUAUGGACAUAAAAGCUCCCAGCAAGAAACAGAGCAGGAAGGAACACAAAAUGAUAAGUUUCCAGGAAACCACACAGGCAAACCACAUAGGCAGAGUCAUGAAGGAGAAAGGCAUAACUCGCACCACAGUCACUCUGAGAGACAAAGUAAGGAUGCUCAGCAUGAUCAGUCUGAGAGACAAGGCAAAGACUCCCACCAUGGCCAGUCUGAGAGACAAAGUAGGGAUUCCCACCAUGGUCAGUUACAGAGACAUGAUACAGACUCUCACUGUAGCCAGUCUGAGGAAGAAAAUGAGAAUUACAGCUCUGAUAAGCAUAAGAGACAAGAUCAAGACUCUAGCUCUGAUCAAAGACUGAAUCAAAACUCUAGCAGUGGCCAGCCUAAAGGGCCAGGAUAUACAUUUUCCCUAAAUCAAUCAGAGAAACUAGCUCAGGAUUCUCAUCAUGGUCAUUCUGAAAGGGUUAAACAACAACCAAAACGUAGCCAGUCUGGAACACUCAGACAAGAUUCUCAUUCUAGUCAGACCAGUCAACAAGAAUCUGGGAAGCUGGGUCAAGAAUCAGGCUGUGGUCAGGCAGACAGUCAGAGGCAGAGUUCUCACCAUGGUCAUGUAGACAGACAAGGACAGAGCUCUCACCACGGUCAGGCCGACAGACAAGAACAGAGUUCUCACCACGGUCAGGCAGACAGACAAGGACAGAGCUCUCACCACGGUCAGGCCGACAGACAAGGACAGAGCUCUCACCACGGUCAGGCAGACAGACAAGGACAGAGCUCUCACCACGGUCAGGCAGACAGACAAGGACAGAGCUCUCACCACGGUCAGGCAGACAGACAAGGACAGAGCUCUCACCACGGUCAGGCAGACAGACAAGGACAGAGCUCUCACCACGGUCAGGCAGACAGACAAGGACAGAGCUCUCACCACGGUCAGGCCGACAGACAAGGACAGAGCUCUCACCACGGUCAGGCCGACAGACAAGGACAGAGCUCUCACCACGGUCAGGCAGACAGACAAGGACAGAGCUCUCACCACGGUCAGGCAGACAGACAAGGACAGAGCUCUCACCACGGUCAGGCCAACAGACAAGAACAGAGUUCUCACCAUGGUCAGGCAGACAGUCAGAGUAGUCACAGUCAUCAAGAUCAGGAAAGUCCAUGUGAGGUACAUGGCAAGCAAAGCCAUCAGACAAGGGAUAGCCAAACCCAUGAGGAUAAACAGAACCUCCAAAAACAUGACAGGCAAACUCGUGAAGAGGGGCAACAACAGCACAGACAAACCUAUGAGGAUAAGCAGAACCAUCAAAAACAAGACAAGCAUCUCUAUGGAGGUGAACAGAAACACCAAAGACAAAACAAGAAGACCCACAAAGAGGAACAAAAUCGUCUACAACAGGAUAGACAAAACCAGAAAGAGAAAGAAAGAUCUCACGAGUCAAAAGAUCAACAAUCCCAAGGAUCUCAGCAAGGCUAUGGUAACAGGGGAAAAAUUCACAUGAAUGAAGAUAACCAGGGCCAAAGUUCACAGGGAAAAGACUUCCAUCCAACCCAAAGUGGUGGGAGGCCCCAAGGAAGAGAACAGGGUAGAGGUCAUCCUACCAAGGCAGGCAGUACUCCCAACCCCUUCUAUGAAUAUGUACAAGAACAGAGAUCAUAUCAGAACUAA